CAGAGACAACCUUACAAACAAACCAACAACAAUUACCUUAAAGGUUCAAUAAAUAAUAUUGAUCAGCAAACAGAAGUACACAAUUACAAUGAGGCUGCAAAUUUUCGACAAAGAGCCUCGGACAACAGAUAGGAUACUUAAUUAAUGAAAACAAUAAGUCACCGCUACCAUAUAUCAUGGUUUUGUUACCCACAGUCACUUUCGAUAAUACUAUGUUCACAUAUAAGCAGGUUAGCCAGGUUAGCUAGGUUAACUUGGUUAUCUUGUAACCUACCCAUAAAAUGAGAGGUUAGCCAUAUAAUUUGUAUGAAAAGAUAACCUCGGUCUGCUCUAUAACCUACGCGGUUAUUUUAUAACCUACUAAAAUAUGCAUUGUUGCAUUGGAAAGCAGUCGAAAUGUACUCGAAAUUGCGACACUUCAGUAUCUAUUGUGAAUAUUUUUGUUUAAAUUUGACAGCAACUGACAAAAAAUUCGCAGGAAUUUAAAAAAUGGAUCAAAUAAAUCGGUAAGCAUAAAUUUGAAUUUAUAUAUUUUUAUUUUUUAUGCAUACAAAUAUACUUAUAUAUAAUAAUUUUAUUAAAUUGUAAUUAGGAAAAGGAAAAACCGUGUUAGAUGGACAGCGGAUGCAGAGAAAUUGCUGCUAUUACACUGGGCAGAUAGUAUAGAAGAAUUACGAAGCGCGAAAAAAAAUUUUCAUAUCUUUGCGCGUUUGGAAAACGAAUUUUCAAAAAGGCAGAUGAACUACAGUGCAGCUGAAAUAAAGGAAAAAGUACAUAAUUUUACCAAUCGAUACAAAUUAGAAAAGAAUGCGGUGGGUAUGACAGGUGGUUCGCCUUCCUCUUGGAUCCACUACAAGGAGGUGGAAGAAAUACUGAGUGGUAAUAAGGCAGUAAAUUUCAAAGAACUCAUGCAAGAGAGUAUAGAUGUGGAACCAGAAGACAACAUUGGUUGCGCUGCUAUCUACCCUUCGACGAGCAGCCAAUCUCAAUUCAUUUCAAGCGAUGAGCUUGCAGGACUUUCGACGACUCCGGAGUCUGCAAAAAGAAGGAAAUUAACCCAUGAGCGUUUAAUAGAAAAUUUGGAAAAAACUUCAGAUAUGUUUGAGAAAGAAAUGGAGUCCAUGAGAGGGGUGCAAGAAAGAAUGGUGGAACUAACCGAAAAAGCAGUUCUUUCGGAAGAGAAAAGGAAUGAUAUUUUAAAAGAAAUGAGUGAAAAUACGAAAAGUUUUUAUAAAGACCUUAUUAAUUUGUUAAAUAAAAAAUAAAAAUAAUUACAAAUGUAGAACAAACUUACAAAAUGA
Messenger RNA from Zeugodacus cucurbitae (melon fly), 1301 nucleotides. RefSeq lists its product as uncharacterized. NCBI's taxonomy places the organism in Eukaryota, Metazoa, Arthropoda, Insecta, Diptera, Tephritidae. The coding region runs from base 738 to 1265 and encodes 175 amino acids. Gene Ontology annotation, cellular component: nuclear body. The transcript has 3 exons. Gene Ontology annotation, biological process: positive regulation of DNA-templated transcription. The record is from RefSeq and is a predicted model, not a curated record.